Glarea lozoyensis ATCC 20868 is the source of this 465-nucleotide messenger RNA. RefSeq lists its product as uncharacterized. Lineage: Eukaryota; Fungi; Ascomycota; Leotiomycetes; Helotiales; Helotiaceae. The transcript has a single exon. The record is from RefSeq and is a predicted model, not a curated record. Bases 1 to 465 code for a protein of 154 amino acids.
AUGGCGUCAUCGAAGAAAGACAAGAACUACGCGAAUAGUCGUGCUCGACGACACUCGGGCACAGUGGUCGUCACCCAUGGAAAGAAAUCGAAAAAAAACAAAGAUACUGAUUCAGAGUCCUUGUCUUCAUCUUCCACCGAUGCAACUAUAGCCGAGACGAAGAAAUGCCCUCUUCGAUUUAUGAUGGCGGGCAUGUUAGAGUCGAACAUUGAGGGAGAAAGAAAGGGUCUGGGUUGUCCUCUCAGACGCGUACAACUCUGGCAUACCAUACCUCUUUGUCUGCUCGCAAUCAUCAACCUUUUGCUUGUCAUAAUAGCGCUUCUGGGAUUGGCAGGUUAUCGAAUCGCUGUCUACACGCAACUCUUUCUACUUCGCGCCUUUGAUGUCAAACUUGGCGACGCAUUAGACAACGAGAAUGUUGCGAUUUCGGAUGAAAGAUCGUUCUCGAGCGGACACAGUGGCUGA